Acanthoscelides obtectus is the source of this 339-nucleotide messenger RNA. Lineage: Eukaryota; Metazoa; Arthropoda; Insecta; Coleoptera; Chrysomelidae. The record is from the annotation of a GenBank genome assembly.
AUGGUGAGCUCUGCUCAGCGUGGCGACAGAGAAUGUCAUGUGGUAGUACUGUUAGACGACGAUACGGUUGACUGGGACGAGGAGUACCCGCCACAAAUGGGCGAGGAAUAUAGUCAGACAGUUAACAGUACCGCCAUGUACAGGUUCUUUAAGUACAUCGAGAACAGAGACGUCGCCAAGCAGCGACCCUUCAUUCACAUGUCGUGGGAAAAGGAAGAGGCGAAGAGCAGGCAUGUGGACUUCCAAUGCGUCAAAUCAAAAAGUGUCACAAAUUUAGCAGAGGCCACCGCAGAUCCAGCUUUGGAGCUUGAUUCUAGAGGUGAGGUAUUUGGUUCUUAG